GAAAGUUUUUUUUUUUUUUUAUCUUUAUUACAUGUGCAUGUGAAGCUGAGUGUGUAGCCAGGUGGGGAAUCUAUUAAUUCUUUCAUCCACCAUUCCAUUCCCGAAAGAGAAAGAGAGCAAGGCUCAAAGCAUGGCGCCACCACCUCCUCUUCCUACUCUCCUCCUCACCACCCUUCUCUCCGUAUUCUCCUCUUCUACAUCGGCCCCACCCACAACCACAGCAUGCCGCGACACGUGCGGCUCAACGCAGGUGAAGUACCCCUUCGGCACCGGCCACGGUUGCGGCUCCCCUCUGUUCAGCCCCUACGUAACCUGCGGCUCCAACGGCACCGGCGACCAACUGUUCCUGAAAAGCCACACCGGCUCCUACCCGGUGAGUUCGAUCUCCUACACCACCUCCACCAUCACCCUCAGUCCACCUUCCAUGUCCACCUGCAGCUCCAUGCACCCUUCAUCCACCAACUUCGGCCUAGACUGGACCUCCCCCUUCCAAAUCGCCUCCUCCACCUUCCUCCUCCUCUCCUGCCAACCCCCCACCACUUCCCUAUCCUCACCCAUCUGUGACCCUUCCUUCGAUUACCUCUGCGCAUCACUCUACUCGUGUCCCGCCGUCGUCGCCCUCGGCCUUCCCCUCUUCCCGCCCAGCAACACCUGCUGCGUCUACUCCCCCGCCAACCUCGACGGCAAAGGGGAGCUCGACUUGAAAGCCAUGAAGUGUGGUGCCUAUGCUUCUGUUGUAUCGCUCGGGGAUAACCCUACGGACCCCACUCACUGGGUCUAUGGAGUGGCCUUGAAGUACUCUUUUGGUGGGGCUUUGGAUAAUAACUAUGGCACUACCAAGUGCAGUGGGUGUGAGAGUAGCGGCGGUGUGUGCGGCUUUGCGCCGCCUGGGAAUGGGUUUGUGUGUGUUUGUAAAGGAGGCUAUAACACCAGCUUGGAUUGCUCCACUACUUUCAACCAGAACCAGGACUACGUUUGGGACUCUUCCUCUGCGAAUCACAUCUUCUUCACUUCAGCUUGGCAUGUUUGGAGUCCUAUUUUGGCUGGUUUUAUUUUCUGCUUAGUUUGAUCAGGAUUCAGGGGAGCCAUUCAAUGGAGGCAAUCAUCAACCUUUUUUAAUUAGCAAAAGUUGCUUCAGAAAAGUGGAUUUACUCAAAAGGAAGAAUAAAGGCAUUCCGCAUCCAUUCCUAUAUCGUAGUCUUUGUGGAUUCGUUUUUCUCUAUUAAAAUAGUUUAUGAUCAAAGAAGCAGGGGAGAAUAACCCUACCUUCAUCCGUAGUGUUUGUGGAUUUUCAGUAACUAGAAGAACUCAAUUACUUUGGACUAAAAUAUGUUCUAGUAAAACGCAGGCAAUAUAUUUUAUUAUGCAUUCUUUACUA
Molecule: messenger RNA, 1378 nt
Organism: Glycine soja
Lineage: Eukaryota; Viridiplantae; Streptophyta; Magnoliopsida; Fabales; Fabaceae
Exons: 2
Coding region: 131-1069 (312 amino acids)
Molecular function (GO): polysaccharide binding
Source: RefSeq, a predicted model, not a curated record